AUGGCCCGAGCAAUUGGAAUUGAUUUAGGAACUACAUACUCGUGUGUCGGUGUUUUUCAACAUGGCAAAGUUGAAAUUAUUGCCAAUGAUCAGGGCAAUCGAACAACGCCAAGUUAUGUUGCAUUCACCGAUAGUGAACGAUUAAUUGGUGAUGCAGCCAAAAAUCAAGUAGCUAUGAAUCCAAACAAUACCAUCUUUGACGCUAAACGACUGAUUGGAAGAAAAUUUGAUGAUUCAACCGUUCAAGCUGAUAUGAAACAUUGGCCAUUCAAAGUUAUCAACGAAGGUAGUAAACCAAAAAUUCAAGUUGAAUACAAAAAUGAAAUAAAAUCAUUUACACCAGAAGAAAUAUCAUCAAUGGUUUUAACCAAAAUGAAAGAAAUAGCCGAAGCUUACCUAGGAAAAAAAAUUUCCGACGCUGUCGUCACCGUACCUGCCUAUUUUAAUGAUUCGCAACGUCAAGCAACAAAAGAUGCUGGAGUUAUUGCUGGCCUCAAUGUUCUUCGUAUUAUAAACGAACCAACGGCUGCUGCCAUUGCUUAUGGUUUGGAUAAAAAAGCUACUGGUGAACGUAACAUCUUAAUUUUUGAUUUGGGAGGCGGUACAUUCGAUGUUAGUGUACUAAAAAUUGAAGAAGGAAUAUUCGAAGUAAAAUCAACUGCUGGAGACACUCAUUUAGGAGGAGAAGAUUUCGAUAAUCGAAUGGUUUCACAUUUUGUUCAAGAGUUUAAACGAAAGAGUAACAAAGAUUUAUCACAGAAUAAACGUGGACUUCGUCGAUUAAGGACAGCAUGUGAACGUGCGAAGAGAACAUUGAGUUCAUCAUCUCAAGCAUCGAUUGAGAUUGAUUCCUUGCACGAAGGCAUUGAUUUCUAUUCUAACAUCACACGUGCUCGAUUUGAAGAAUUAAAUGCUGAUUUAUUCCGUUCUACAUUGGAACCGGUUGAAAAAGCCUUACGGGAUGCUAAAAUGGAUAAAUCACAUAUACAUGAAAUUGUAUUGGUUGGGGGUUCGACACGUAUUCCAAAAGUACAAAAGUUAUUACAGGAUUUCUUUAAUGGCAAAGAGUUAAAUAAAUCAAUCAAUCCUGAUGAAGCCGUUGCUUAUGGUGCUGCUGUCCAAGCCGCCAUUUUGACUGGUGACAAAUCUGAAGAAAUCAAAGAAGUCUUGUUAUUGGAUGUUGCCCCAUUGUCACUGGGUAUUGAAACUGCCGGUGGUGUAAUGACUUCGUUAAUCAAGCGCAAUACAACAAUUCCAACAAAACAAACACAAACGUUCACUACCUAUUCAGAUAAUCAACCAGGUGUCGAUAUCAAAGUAUUUGAAGGUGAACGAUCCAUGACAAAAGACAACCAUUUACUUGGAAAUUUUGAGUUAUCUGGCAUUCCACCCUCACCACGUGGUGUCCCACAAAUUGAAGUUACGUUUGAUAUUGAUGCCAAUGGCAUAUUGAAUGUAUCAGCCGCGGACAAAUCGACUGGACGUGUAAAUAAAAUUACCAUUACAAAUGAUAAAGGUCGUUUAUCAAAAGAUGAAAUUGAACGUAUGGUUUCUGAUGCUGAAAAAUACAAAAAGGAAGAUGAAGUACAACGUGAUCGCAUUACAGCUAAAAAUAGUUUGGAAUCAUAUUGUUUCAAUAUGAAAACCACCAUGAGCGAUGAUAAACUAGCAGGAAAAAUUAGUGAUGGUGAUAAAGCAAAAGUAACAUCGACCAUCGAUGAUGCAUUAAAAUGGUUAGAAGCAAAUCAAUUAGCAGAAAAAGAUGAAUUUGAGCAUAAAUUGAAAGACGUCGAAAAAAUAUGUUCUCCUAUAAUGACAAAAUUAUAUCAAGGUGAAGGUGGAGCAGCUGGACCAGGAGGUAUGCCCGGCGGAUUUCCCGGAGCAGGAGCCGGUGGACAUGGUGGCAAAGGUGGAGCAAGUGGACCAACAAUCGAAGAAGUUGAUUAA
Messenger RNA from Didymodactylos carnosus, 1947 nucleotides. NCBI's taxonomy places the organism in Eukaryota, Metazoa, Rotifera, Eurotatoria, Philodinida, Philodinidae. The record is from the annotation of a GenBank genome assembly.